AUGGAUGUUCGUUUUCCGCCCUACUUCUUCACAAUGCCACAUCUACUCUACAACUCUUGGUAGGUUUUAAAGUGAAAUUCCUUUCGAUCUUCCUCUAACUUCAGGCUGACUCUUCAUCACAAUCUUCCGAAGCCAGCAGAUCUAUCGGCCAUCACUGCUGCAGCUGUCAAACCGGUUCAGAAGGCGGUGAAGAAGACGUCGGUGACAGAAGCAAAGAUUGCUGUGGUGGCUGAGUUGGUGAAACCGAAAGAAGUUGAGGAUCAGAAGGAUCAGAAGAAGGCGGGAGAAGUUGGAGAAGUAGCAACUGAGGACAAUGAUGUGAGUAUAGAUUAUGCCCACGGUACCGGGUUCAGAUCACCAGUGCAUCGAGUACUGUUCUCUCCAGGCAAUGUAUCUCAGCUGCCGCUAGAGAUAUCAAAAAGUUGUCAACUACCAAAAUAUAGACCAUUUCUUGGGAAGCAUUUCAUAAGCUGACAACUUUUUAAUAUCUCUACCGGCACCUGAGGUAUACCCUCUUGAAUGAACCCUGACCUUUUAGUGAAGUUUUUGCGGAAUUCAGCCUAACUUUCAUAGUUUUCCAAAAAGCCCGUUUUUUCGGUCUCCUCCGAAUGCCGCCGCUUUUCAGACAUCGGCUCUUCUCAAGCUCAAGCGUCGCGUCGUCUGCGAGAUCUGCUCCAAGUCAUUCUGUGACAAGGGAGCCCUCAAGAUCCACACGUCGGCGGUCCAUUUGCGGGAGAUGCACACGUGCUCCGUGGCCGGAUGCGGGAAGCAGUUCAGCAGUCGUCGCAGUCGGAAUCGUCACAGCUCAAAUAACAAUCCGAAGCUGCACUUGCCCGAGUCGAUGAGCCUGAGCACUGCGAAGCCAACAAGUUUGGAAGCGUUCUGGCCGGCGAGAUUCUUGCUAGGCAAGGAGCAUCCGCUGGAUUUGUCAUUAAAUGUUUGA
This is a messenger RNA of Caenorhabditis sp. 36 PRJEB53466, 943 nucleotides long. The record is from the annotation of a GenBank genome assembly. Lineage: Eukaryota; Metazoa; Nematoda; Chromadorea; Rhabditida; Rhabditidae.